Molecule: messenger RNA, 609 nt
Organism: Monopterus albus (swamp eel)
Lineage: Eukaryota; Metazoa; Chordata; Actinopteri; Synbranchiformes; Synbranchidae
Product: gamma-aminobutyric acid receptor-associated protein-like 2
Exons: 4
Coding region: 164-517 (117 amino acids)
Source: RefSeq, a predicted model, not a curated record
GAAGAGGCGGUUGUUUAUUGUGUGGUUCGAGAUUUCGUCGUUGUAUCUGUAAUUUAACAGCUAUAUUUAAGAGGAUACAAAAGACAGAGUUUUACUUAAGCUUAACUUUGAGACGCGUGUGUUAUUUGCCACAUCAAGAGAAACGAGUCCUAAAACGGCAAACAUGAAAUGGAUGUUCAAAGAGGAUCACUCCUUGGAACAUCGUUGCAUCGAGUCUGCCAAAAUCCGCAACAAGUACCCUGACAGGGUCCCGGUGAUUGUGGAGAAAGUGUCGGGAUCACAGAUAGUGGACAUUGACAAGAGGAAGUACCUGGUCCCAUCCGACAUCACAGUGGCUCAGUUCAUGUGGAUCAUCAGGAAACGCAUCCAGCUGCCCUCAGAGAAAGCCAUCUUCCUGUUUGUGGACAAGACAGUGCCUCAGUCUAGCAUCACGAUGGGGCAGCUGUACGAGAAAGAGAAGGACGAGGAUGGCUUUUUAUACGUAGCCUACAGUGGCGAGAACACCUUUGGUUUUUAAAUCCAAAAGUCAUGAUCAUGACUGGCCUUACCUGCGGCGCCCACCGCUAUACUGACACCCACCUACAUCAAAUCACAUCCCUCACUCAACCC